Molecule: messenger RNA, 703 nt
Organism: Vitis riparia (riverbank grape)
Lineage: Eukaryota; Viridiplantae; Streptophyta; Magnoliopsida; Vitales; Vitaceae
Product: trichome differentiation protein GL1-like
Exons: 2
Coding region: 140-589 (149 amino acids)
Source: RefSeq, a predicted model, not a curated record
UUUCUUCAAGGUCUCAAUCUUCUCUUCAUAGCUUGCUUUUAAGCAGUCAUUGUAAUAUUUAUUUAUUUAUUUGUUUUCUUGUAGUAUAUUUCAUGGAAGCUUUAUUGGGUUAAUUUCUUCCAUCUUUGCAGGGAAAUCCAUGAUGGCAAGACCACAGGAGCAGAGACGGCUAUGGACCUCAGAAGAAGACAAUAAGCUCACACAAUUUAAGCUCAAAUACCCCGAUCGAUCUUGGCCAGAUACCGCACAGCUGGCAGGGCUGGACAGGACUGAUAAGAGUUGUUGGGAGAGGUGGAAUAACCAUCUGAAGUCUGGUGUCAACAAAGAGAACUUCUCCGAAGAGGAAGAUGACAUCAUCAUCCGCAUUCAGCGAAUGCCGGAGCAUAGGAAUAAGUGGGCAUUUAUGGCAAAAGAUUAUCUUCGAGGGCGAACCGCUAAUGCUAUCAAGAACCGUUGGAACAACCAUUUGGAGAAGAUGCUUAUGGGUGACCUUGAGCGAUACCUUCUCACGGAUGAUGAGACUAGUGAUCACUCUGCCCGGGAAGAUGACGUUACGUCUGUGGUGGACAAGUAUGCUUCUUUGAUUUAGUGAACGUACCAGUUGAAGAAAUCGCCAAAUUAUGGAUAAUGAGUCUAGUCCAAAGUAUAUAUAUUACGUGUCUUUGAGUGUCAUAUAUAUAUAUAUAUAUAUGUAUGUAUGUUU